This is a messenger RNA of Pyrus x bretschneideri (Chinese white pear), 954 nucleotides long. RefSeq lists its product as uncharacterized. The transcript has 2 exons. Bases 1 to 954 code for a protein of 317 amino acids. Gene Ontology annotation, molecular function: zinc ion binding; nucleic acid binding. Lineage: Eukaryota; Viridiplantae; Streptophyta; Magnoliopsida; Rosales; Rosaceae. The record is from RefSeq and is a predicted model, not a curated record.
AUGGCCGGAUCAAGCUCCUCCGGUGCUGGUCUUGCUGAACAACAAGCCCCUGCAGAGGAUGUCUCUGAGGAAGAUGGAGGAAGCGAGUCUGAGCACCUCCCAGUUGAAGGACCGGCUGUCUCAAAGGAGGUGAAGAUCAAGAAUGCCAAGGCUCUAAGUCUCAUUCAAGGAGCCAUUACUGAUGAACUCUUUCCCAGAAUCCGAAAUGAGAAGACGGCAAAGGGUGCCUGGGAAAUUCUGAGGAGAGAAUUCAGAGGAGAUAAAAAGGUAAGAGCUGUGAAAUUACAAGCCAUUAGAGCUGAUUUUGAAUAUUUGAGAAUGAAUGAUGCUGAAUCUCUGGAUGAUUACUUGGCUCGGUUUUUUGAGAUAGUAAACAACUUGAAAUCUCUAGGAGAAGAUGUAACAGAAAAAAGGAUUGUUCAAAAGCUGUUGAUGAGUCUAAGUAGAAGGUACAAGUCCAUAGUGUCGAUUAUUGAAGAAACCAGAGAUCUAGAUACUAUUAGGAUUGAAGAAGUCCUAGCCUCUGUGAAAGUUUAUGAUAAGAGGGAAGACUUGCAUGAUGAAAGAGACAAAUACACAGGUACUGAGAGGGCUUUCAGUAGUCUUAAAGUUGGAGGAAAUGGCACUGGAAAUUUUAAAGGGUCUCAGUAUAAAUCAAACCCAAAGUUUGGUCAGUAUAAGAAGGGAAAGAACUGGGGUCAGAAUAGCAGCUGGAAUAAUGGCACUGGUGGUGGCUCGAACAACAAGUUUGCUGCACACAACAAACAAAACAGUGGCAGUCAAGGAAAUGUGAAACCACUAUGCCAAGUAUGUGACAAAUAUCACUUUGGUAUAUGCAGAUAUAGAGGAAAACCCAAGUGUGGCAGGUGCAGUCGAUUUGGUCAUCUAACUAAGGACUGUGAUAAUGGUAAACAAGUUGCAAAUUGUGCAAAGGAAGAAGAUCUGGUCACAUGA